Messenger RNA from Schistosoma turkestanicum, 540 nucleotides. Lineage: Eukaryota; Metazoa; Platyhelminthes; Trematoda; Strigeidida; Schistosomatidae. The record is from the annotation of a GenBank genome assembly.
AUGUGGCAUUCAAUUAUGUUGCUUGUCAAUAUAUUUCUCUUGUUUUGUCCUGUAUCCAUAAAAAGUUCCUCUUACUGGAAAAGGAGUUCUAUUUCUAUACAACUGAAUGAACUUGAAAAAAAGAUGACAAAGGAAUCAUCAGAUGGAUGGAAAUCAAUGGAUGAGUAUAUAGAUUGCGUAACAAAAGGCUUGGAAUUGAAAAAUCAAGUUCGAUUAAUGACAGGAUUUCAAGAUAUAAUGAAUACUGUGGAAAAAGAUUAUGGUGUAACUAUUUCUAAUGCAUCCAAAGUGAAAACAUGUUUCUACAACGAAAAACUGAUAUCUGAGGGACAAUUACAAAAUCAUACAGAGCAUCUAUGUAUGAAACAUAGAAAAUCAAAAUAUAAAGGUAUCGAUAUACUACACAAUCGAAUGACUACUAAACAGAGUGAAAUUUUCCUACUGUUUUCUGAUAUGUUUAAACACCAACUUCUGACAGAUAUUCUGGAAGAAAUGAACAGUGGUAGAUGGAGAGAAAAGAAAACACAAAAAUUCAGUUAA